CCCAAUUCAUUGUGUGGGUGGUUGGACUUGGUUAAUUUCUCGGCCCAAUCAGGAAUCCCCACAUGCUCAUACGCACAAAAGUGACAAAACUUCCAUUCGUUCAAUUGCUUUUUGCUUCGUGUUCAUCGGUCAACCCAUGCCCUGUCCUCACUCUGAAGCUUAAUCCGAAGCCCCCAUAUUUCUCCAUCUGAAAGCAGAAGACGAGCAAAGAGGAUCUCCACAAUCUUUUGCCAUGCCCUUCUCGACCAUAAUAACCUCCUCCCCACACGCCUUCCUCCCGGUGGCAGCCCGCCCCGUCGUCCGCCGGUCAAUCCGGUGCUCCGCCUCGUCGAUUUCGCCAAAGUUCGACCUCAAGACGUACUGGACGGCGCUGAUUAAGGAAAUCGAUCAGAAGCUCGACGAUGCGAUACCCGUGCAGUACCCGCACCAGAUCUACGAAGCCAUGCGCUACUCGGUGCUGGCCAAGGGCGCCAAGAGAGCGCCGCCGGUGAUGUGCGUCGCCGCCUUUGAGCUAUUCGGCGGGGAUCGGCUCGCCGCGUUCCCCACCGCCUGCGCUCUUGAAAUGGUCCACGCGGCUUCACUAAUCCACGACGACCUCCCGUGCAUGGACGACGACCCUUCCCGCCGUGGCCAACCCUCGAACCACACCGUUUUCGGUGUCGACAUGGCCAUAUUAGCCGGCGACGCCCUUUUCCCACUCGGCUUCCGCCACAUCGUCACCCACACCCCGACCUGCCUCGUCCCUGAGCCCCGCCUCCUCCGCGUGGUGGCCGAGAUAGCUCGAGCCGUGGGGUCCACCGGAAUGGCGGCCGGCCAGUUCCUCGACCUUGAAGGCGGGCCCAACGCAGUCGACUUUGUCCAGGAGAAGAAAUUUGGCGAGAUGGCACAGUGCUCGGCUGUGUGUGGCGGCCUUCUCGCCGGAGCCUCGGAAGACGAGCUCCGGCGACUGAGGGGCUAUGGGCGGGCUGUGGGGGUUCUUUAUCAGGUGGUGGAUGAUAUUUUAGAAGCUGAGUCGGGAGAGUCGACGAAUGGGAGAAAAAAAGGAAAGAGCUAUGUGUCGGUUUAUGGGGUGGAAAAGGCAAAGGAAGUGGCGGAGGAGCUCAGAUCACAGGCGAAGAAAGAGUUGGAUGGUUUGAUGAAGUUCGGAGAUAAACUUCUGCCGUUGUAUAGCUUCGUCGAUUACGCGGCCGAUAGGGGUUUCAGCUUUGCACCUCCACUCCGUGGCAAACAGGCCCGACUCGAUAGGGCUACAGUUCGUAAAAUUGUAAAUCGAGACAAGCUUGGAGUCGGAGGUAUGGAGGUUUUGGUUCGAGAAAAUUGUAAACGAGACAAGCUCGGAGUGAAUUCCUCCAUGGCCAACGUUGAAGAGCAAGUUGUCCCGCUCGAGCCUGCUCGGAAGAAGCACACCGCCCCCACACACCCUCCGUACUUCGAGAUGAUUAAGGAUGCGAUCGUGACGCUGAAGGAGCGGACGGGUUCCAGCCAGCCCGCCAUCGCGAAGUUCAUCGAGGACAAACAGAAGAACCUGCCGGCCAAUUUCAGGAAGGUCCUGCUCCUCGAGCUGAAGAAGCUCGUGUCCAACGACAAACUCGUGAAGGUGAAGAGUUCCUUCAAGCUUCCGGCGAAGAAGAAUAAGAAGUCCGUUUCUGUUUCCGCACUAAAAGCGGAAGCCAAAGCUAAGCCAGCUGCGAAGGCCAAGGCCGUGACAAAGAGGAAGGCGCCAGAAAGCAAGAAGGCUGAGAAGAAGCAGCCGAAGACCUCAACAAAGUCGACUCCGAUAACGCCAGCGCAGUCUCGUUCGGAUAACGUUGUGCCUCAGCCGAACAAUCAAGUUGGAACUCGGACUGCAAAUGGAAGAUCUCGCAGGAUGUUUAAUGUCAGAGAGUUAUGGGAUAUGGAAGAGAUGUUAGCUCCUAUACCCCCGAAUGACCCUCUUCUGGCCCCUCUUCUGGUUGAAUUUUCGAAUGAGAAUGUAGCCCAAUCUGCAUUGCAACACUACAACAACAAACAUGGAACUUGUUUGGAGUUUGUGAGGUGUCUGGACGGGAAAGAAACAGAUUUGGAUGGACCUGGGUUUGGAAGGUGCUUUAUAGAGAGGCAUUAUGCUUGGAGGCAUUUCAACUUUGAGGCCAGGCGGCCGGAUGCUGGUCCCAAUGACGAACCACUUCUUUUGUUUGCCGAAGUACAUUUAGAUGGAAAAGGGUUUGAGCUCACUACAUUAUCACUCGUGGGACGUACAGAUGGAGAUUAUGGUUGUCCGUAUUGUCUUUCUUACAUAAAUCACCCGCGUCGUGGAUUUCGUGCUGGUCUUGACGCUACAGUGGAUAGCAAUCCUAAGUCACUGCCUGCAGAGGCUGCUGCUAAAUUGGCUGAAUUCGCUUUACAGGAUUAUAUUGCGAAACAAACCGAGGAAAUAAGCUUGAAGUUUGAAAGGGCUGUUGAAGGCAAUGGUUUUACGAGCACAGGUGUAUUGAUGGACUUCACUGAAAAGAGGAGAUAUUGGGUGCAUUUGAACUUUGAGGCAAGGGUGGGCCCCAAGGAAGAAGUGCUCCUUUUUUUCGCCGAACUCUAUUUAGAGGAUGGCAGUGAUGAUAAGUAUGUGCUUGCUACAUUAUCACCCGCUGAGGCCACUUGGAUGCAGAAGGAGAAGGUGGACAUAGUCUUCAAAUCCGGACAAGAAACGAUACUUGGCACAUUCAACCGUUCUCGUCUGUCAAUACUAUUUCAUAAUUCUAUUGAGAUACCAUGUGAGUUGGAUUCUAGUUUUCUUGUGUGA
Molecule: messenger RNA, 2776 nt
Organism: Striga asiatica
Lineage: Eukaryota; Viridiplantae; Streptophyta; Magnoliopsida; Lamiales; Orobanchaceae
Source: the annotation of a GenBank genome assembly